Molecule: messenger RNA, 429 nt
Organism: Dreissena polymorpha
Lineage: Eukaryota; Metazoa; Mollusca; Bivalvia; Myida; Dreissenidae
Product: forkhead box protein P2-like
Exons: 3
Coding region: 1-429 (142 amino acids)
Source: RefSeq, a predicted model, not a curated record
AUGAGGAUACGCAACAAACAGGCUAGACCAUCGGGUUUGAAUGAUGCAGUGCGUCAUGCAGUCGAAAUAGAAGCCUACUACAAAGCUGAGCAAAAGCACCUUGCCUCAAGUCAGGUGCGGGCAACAAGUACUGCAGAGGACGAUAGCCAGAUCAAACCUCAGGCCCUUGCAGUCUGCAAUUCAACAAUUACAAAACGAGUUCACAGCAGUCAGCAGCAGCAGCCAGCCAGCAGGCAGCAGCAGCAGCAGCAGUCCAGCAGCAGCAGCAGCACAGGCAUGCAGCAGCAAGCAGCAUCAGCCAGCAAGCAGCAGCAGCAGCAGCAGCCGCAGCAGCACAGAAUCAGCAGCGCAGCAGCCAGCCACAGGCAGCAGCAGCAGCAGAAGCAAGCAGCAGCAGGCAUAGCUGUUGUGUUCCGUUCUGGCAGGUAA